Molecule: messenger RNA, 1581 nt
Organism: Branchiostoma floridae (Florida lancelet)
Lineage: Eukaryota; Metazoa; Chordata; Leptocardii; Amphioxiformes; Branchiostomatidae
Product: lysophosphatidic acid receptor 1-like
Exons: 2
Coding region: 56-1099 (347 amino acids)
Biological process (GO): G protein-coupled receptor signaling pathway
Cellular component (GO): membrane
Molecular function (GO): G protein-coupled receptor activity
Source: RefSeq, a predicted model, not a curated record
CCCGUGGCUCGUGCUUGGUAGCGUUACAGUUUCAAGAAAAUGUACUGCCUGUAUCAUGUUUGUGGGAGCAAGCAACGGCGGUGGUCGUUCCUUCAACGACAUAAGUUCUAACACAACGAUGUCAGCCAUUGCCAGAAGCAUGGAUUUUUUUAACGACGUCAGGUCAAGCGAUGCUGAAGACAAUGGAAAGUUGUGCUGCCAAAAUGACACUGUUACAAGCAGUUCGAUUGGAUACAACAGACACCUUCUCGAAGCGGUGUUCGUGUCCGCAAUAAUCGCUGUCUUGGUUAACAUUGUCAUUAUUGUGGCAAUUCUGGUGGCCAGCAAACGGAACCGGUGGAAACCAGUCUACAUCUUGCUUGCUAAUCUCGCCAUGGCUGAUGUCUGUAGGAGCUUAUCCAUUAUCAGCAUUUUCGCUACGAACUUGGAUGCCACCAGUCGCUUGGACACCUCAUGGACAAAAGUGACUGAAUUUUUUCUGUUCUUCUCCGCCUCUUUCUCCGUGAACAGCCUUCUCGUCCUGACACUAGAGCGGUACUGGUUUAUUCUUCACGCGUUUUCGUACGAGUCCGUCUUCGCAAAUCGCGCUAAGCUAGCUAUCUUUGUUCUGUGGACAUGGCUAUGGAGCGGGGCGUUUUCUGCUGUAGCACUCGUCACAGGAAAACCCCGCGUUUCUUCUGAUGGACACGUUCUACCUGGCCCCGUAUGUCCUCAUUUACUAGUGGGAUUUUUAGUAAUCAUUCCAAUAAUCGCUAUUCUAAGUUUUAACACAGCGAUACUGUGUGUGGUUUGUCGUCAUCUUGGGUUCACAACAAGCCACAAUGUUGCAAACUCGCCGCCCGGAGUGAACAGAAAAACGGUAGUUACGGUCACCAUCAUCAUUGUGGUCGUCCUCUUCUCCUGGGUUCCACAGCUUGUGUCAUUAAGCUUGUGCACCAUGGGCGAUAUCACCGGCCCGGUGUCGGAGGUCAGCAUGCUGUUCCUCACGACCGGCUCCGUCGUGAACCCACUCGUCUAUGGGUUGAGAUUGAAGAAGAUUCGCGAGGCUGUCAUCUGGUUGCUGCCAUGCAACCUUCAAAACAAGGUGGACGCGUGGUAGAGCACCGGGAAAUAUUGUCAAUUCACUCUUUGAUUCGUCAAUGAAUGGUUUUAACAAUAUUCUCCAUUAAUACUAAUAAAUAGAAAAUAUUUCCUUGUGAUUGUGUGUAGUAAAUAUUGGACAAAUUUAUAUCAUUGUAUGUUGUUACAUACACUAGUACAUGUAAUUGUUAUGUCGAGAAGUCUGUCUAGCUGGUAAGACAGAGGUAAAAAGUGUACGUACAUCUAUUAAAUUAAGUCCAUACAUUUCCACACUCUCAAGGUGAAGGGAGACAGAGUGAGCGAUGGGAUCAUCUUAAAGUUGGAUUACGUAACUGAACUCUAGAGUUUGUUGGCAUGUGCAUUUAUGCUCAUAAAUUUGUAAUAUAUAUUUGUAAUGGUUCUACCCUUUUGUAUACCGUGCUGUACAAUGUGUAGAUCAAGAAAUUAUGUAAUGUUUAUAGCUAUUAAACUGUGCUUCAGAAACAAACAGUAUUUAUGAUA